Messenger RNA from Echinops telfairi (small Madagascar hedgehog), 915 nucleotides. Its product is annotated as mas-related G-protein coupled receptor member X1-like. Gene Ontology annotation, biological process: G protein-coupled receptor signaling pathway. The coding region runs from base 1 to 915 and encodes 304 amino acids. Lineage: Eukaryota; Metazoa; Chordata; Mammalia; Afrosoricida; Tenrecidae. The record is from RefSeq and is a predicted model, not a curated record. The transcript has a single exon. Gene Ontology annotation, molecular function: G protein-coupled receptor activity. Gene Ontology annotation, cellular component: membrane.
AUGAAGGUGCUUGACCCAGCGCUUCUGAUCUUGAUUUGUCUGAUGCUCAUCAUUGCCCUGGGUGGGCUGGCUGGAAACUUGGUUGUGCUCUGGAUCCUGGGAUUCCAUCUACAGAGGAAUUCCUUCUUGGUCUACAUCCUCAACCUGGCCAUGACCGACUGUGCCUUCCUCUGUGUCCUGAUUGUAUUUUCUCUGGUGGAAAUCUUAAAGUACUUUGACCCUGCCAGCAAUCGCUUUAUGGUCAGCAUUGUGAUUGUGUUUCUCUACUUCACAGACAUGAGUAUUCUAAGUGCCAUUGGCACUGAGCGAUGCCUAUCCGUGCUAUGCCCCAUUUGGUACCGCUGCCAUCGCCCAAGUUAUAUGUCAGCUGUCACAUGUGCCUUGCUCUGGGCCCUGUCCUUGCUGCUGACCCUCCUGAAAUGGUAUUACUGUGAGGUCUCUUUUGAUUGUUGUUGGCCAUUUAAUUUCUUCCUUUGGGGGUGGGUGAUUUUCUUAUCUGUGGUUCUCUGUGGGUCCAGCCUGCUUCUGCUGGUGAAGGUGUUCUAUGGCUCCCGGAGGAGGAAGAUGACCAGGCUCCUUGUGACCAUUCUGAUCACUGUGCUGGUCUUCCUACUGUGUGGUCUGCCCUUUGGAACUUAUUGUCUACUAGUUUCCUGGAUUCAGAAUAAGUUUUGUAAGUUAGUUUAUUUUGUGUCUUCUCUGCUUCUCUGCUGCAUGAACAGCAGUGCCAACCCCAUCAUUUACUUCUUCGUUGGCUCCUAUAGGCAGGAGAAGCAGCAGAAGCAGCUACAGAAGCUGAGCCUGAAGGUGGUUCUCCAGAGGGCCCUGCAGGACACUCCUGAGGGGGCUGGAAAUGGAGGAGGUCCCCCUCAGGAGAGCUUGGAGCUAUCAGGGAGCCAGGAGGUGCAGUGCUGA